AACCCAAAAUCCCUUGCGGUUUGUGCGUUAGUCUGCGCGUACCCGCGCUCCACGGUGCGAUUUGUGUCUGUCCCUCGCCUCGGAGAUAAGAAGGAGCCGAGCGAGAGAGAAAACGCAACGACCCUGCGAGCGCGCGACCGGCCACAGCUCAUAUAGUGAUGGACGAUGGACGGGAAAUGAUCUCCGAUCUGAUUCUCCUCUGCAGUCCGAUUCACUGUAUGCCGCGAUUCUUUCUUUUCUCGUUGAGUUCCGCUGAAUUCUCGCAUUAUGUAACUCGCACGAUGAUUCCUUCUUCGAUGUACGCUGUCGCAUCAGUGAGAGAUUUCGUUGAUUAUCAUCGCUGUCGGCUGUGACUCCUUCGCUGGGGAGCUUUGCAACCUCAAGAUGUCCACAUAUCGGUUAGCAGCACUCUUGAUGCUCACGCUGGUGAGUCUGAUCAUGGUGCAAUCGUCUAGUGCAGAGCUGCCACUAAACGAUUAUGAAUUGAUAGUUAAACGUCAGGGAAUGAGCAAAUACUGUGGCAAGCAUCUUGUAAAUACAUUGCAGCUCAUUUGCCAUGGACUGUACAACACGAUGUUCAAGAGAGAUCAAGAAAUGGACCUGGACGAUUACCCCUCGUACGACGACUCAUAUCCAUUCAGGUCGCGGGCCAGGGCCAGGGCGAUGAUGAUGGGCCGCUUCGGCGGCAGUCGAUACCGGCGCCAGUCGCGCGGCGUCCACGACGAGUGUUGCGUCAAGUCUUGCUCAGUCGCCGAACUGGUCAGCUACUGCGCCAGCCCUUCUUAAACGUAAGCGCCUCCUCGACUCACCUCUCGACGAGGGCUAGGCGCGUAAUAUCGGCAGCGAAACAUUUGAACGCCUAAUUUAUUCAUUAUUCCUUCCUCGACUCAGUUCAACUACGACACUUCGACUGUACACCCUGCUUGCCCGCUGUUAUACGAAUAAAAGAGAUGUGAUAGAGUGUGUGUUUUAAUCUGUGCAAAUUUUACGUCAGACAAAGUGAUAUAAAACUAUGGAGAAAUGAACGAUUUCUUAUUGAGUUGGUAUUUUGUACUUUGUUUCCGUUUUGCUAGGUCGUGUUUUUUUAUUUGUUCUUUGUUUUCUUUUUUUUUAUCUUUUCGAGAUCGAUCGUUUCUUUUGGUGUCGCUAAUGUGGAAUGAGCAAGAUUUUUUUCGAUAUACACGAGAUUAUAUAGACUGCUUAGACAACGGGCUCUGGACUGGUCGAAUUCACUUCAUCUUAUCGAAAUUUCAUUGAUAUUUAUUAUUGGCCUCGACGUUGCUCUUGCGUAGAGCUAAUGUGUGUUAUUUAAAUUUGUAGCGUUUGUAAGUUAUGCGACCAACCGGAUAUGUUAAAUCAUGUAUCUUAACCGCUUCGUUUUUUUAUAUCUGGACGAUCAGUGAGGUUUAUUAUUUAUUUUAUGAUAUCUUCAAAUAAAUUAAUUUUUUUUUUUUUUUUUUCUUUUAGUACGUCUCAUUAUUUUUUUAUUUUGAGCACUUUCAAACACCUUUGCAUGCUAUAUAAUAUAUGUGAGCGCUAUUGUGAUAUAUACAUAUAUACGCAUAUCAAUAGCGCAUUGGUUAUAAAUUAUAUGCACCGAUCUGAAAUUGGAUUUCAUGUACCUUGAAAAUAAAUAUAUUUGUGAAAAACUACGUAAAUUUAAAAACAAUCAACGUGAAUCUUACAUUGUGAAAUUGUUAUAUUUUCUUAGAUAUACAUAUCUUACUAUAUGCAUUUUAUUUUUGAAAGUUUAAUUUUCAAAUACUAUAGAUUACGAUAAAGUAUAAUCCUAUUAAAAGUACCAUAUAUUUGCUCAGUUAUAAAAAUAUAUAUCCUGCUUGACAAUACUGUUCUUUUCUCGCCUAUUCGUAGAAAGAAAAACACAAUUGCUGUUCACGUUUGACCUUCAAAGCCCUGUGUUAAUCCUGUAUUACAAAACUUUUGUUUCACUAUCGAUUCAUAUAUAUGUAACAUUAGAUUAAGUGAAAAAGCGUCAUUUAACCAGCGUCGGUCUAAACUUAAGAUUCGUUAAGUAUACGCACUUUGAAUUUAUGUUUAUUUUUUCUAGAGGCUGUGACAAAAUGAAAGAGGCUUUGAUAAAGUGUUAUGAAUUAUUAUUAACGUUGUGCGCAGUAGAAGGCAUAAAAUGUAGAAUUUUUUUUAUAAAGUAAUUAUACAGUUAUUCUAAUUUCUCUGUAAAAAUGGUA
Phymastichus coffea is the source of this 2207-nucleotide messenger RNA. RefSeq names its product LIRP-like. The record is from RefSeq and is a predicted model, not a curated record. The transcript has 3 exons. Gene Ontology annotation, cellular component: extracellular region. NCBI's taxonomy places the organism in Eukaryota, Metazoa, Arthropoda, Insecta, Hymenoptera, Eulophidae. Bases 385 to 786 code for a protein of 133 amino acids. Gene Ontology annotation, molecular function: hormone activity.